Monoraphidium neglectum is the source of this 333-nucleotide messenger RNA. Its product is annotated as Protein archease-like protein. The transcript is spliced from 3 exons. Bases 1 to 333 code for a protein of 110 amino acids. Lineage: Eukaryota; Viridiplantae; Chlorophyta; Chlorophyceae; Sphaeropleales; Selenastraceae. Gene Ontology annotation, cellular component: tRNA-splicing ligase complex. The record is from RefSeq and is a predicted model, not a curated record. Gene Ontology annotation, biological process: tRNA splicing, via endonucleolytic cleavage and ligation.
AUGUUCAAUUACAUGACGCCGCUCGAGGGGGUGGGCCUGGACCCCGCAGCUACAAGGACGUACUUCGCCGAGGGCCACGACAUGCAUUCGCUCCUUUUCGCGUUUUUGGACGAGCUGCUGUUUGUGUUUGCAACGGACAUGGUGGUGUGCCGCGAGGUGGAGGUUCUCGAGCUGGACAGAGGUGCCCACAGGAUUUGCGCCGUGGGGCAUGGCGAGCGGUUUGAGCGGGGGCGGCACGAGGCUGGCACGGAGGUGAAGGCAAUCACGUACAGCAACAUGCAAAUCCGGGAGACGCCAGGGGAUUGCGAGGUCUUCGUCAUCAUUGACAUUUGA